This is a messenger RNA of Salarias fasciatus (jewelled blenny), 2233 nucleotides long. RefSeq names its product potassium channel, subfamily K, member 9 (gene kcnk9). Gene Ontology annotation, biological process: potassium ion transmembrane transport; stabilization of membrane potential. Gene Ontology annotation, cellular component: plasma membrane. The record is from RefSeq and is a predicted model, not a curated record. The transcript is spliced from 2 exons. NCBI's taxonomy places the organism in Eukaryota, Metazoa, Chordata, Actinopteri, Blenniiformes, Blenniidae. Gene Ontology annotation, molecular function: potassium ion leak channel activity; outward rectifier potassium channel activity. The coding region runs from base 73 to 1587 and encodes 504 amino acids.
UUUGGGGACAUUUCUUCUUCAUCUGGCUGGAGGAGGAUCGACACAGCAGCAGGCUCUGGAAGCAGCUUGUUGAUGGCACUGCGCACCGGGAGGACUUGGUUUGGGCAGGUCUUGCGCAGGGUCUCUCGGCUGCAGGGCUCCUGGUCCAGAAGAUCCAGCAGUCUCUUGUGUCUCUCCGCGAACCAGGAGCAGGAUCUGGGGGUGUGUUACCGGGAUCACUACAAGGCUCGGGAUUUCCACGCGUGCCCGGACUCCGGCGUCCGCCACGGCCAGCGUCCCCGGAGCGCACCUUCCUGCGCCUCCGCCCCCGGGCGCUGCUGCUGCCGUCCACACGGCUUCCCCACCGCCCGCCGCUGCUGCGCCUUCCCGGGGAACCCGAGGGGACAUGAGCCCCUCGGCCGCCGGUUCCUGUUGGCCAUGAAGCGGCAAAACGUGCGGACCUUGUCCCUGAUCAUCUGCACGUUCACGUACCUGCUCGUCGGGGCCGCCGUCUUCGACGCCCUGGAGUCCGACUUCGAGAUGCGCGAGAAGGAGCAGCUGGAAGCGGAGGAGAAGCGUCUCCAGGGGAAAUAUAACAUCAGCGAGGAUGACUACCGCAAGCUGGAGACCAUCAUCAUGGAGGCUGAGCCCCACAGAGCCGGGGUGCAGUGGAAAUUCGCGGGGUCAUUUUACUUUGCCAUCACGGUGAUCACCACCAUAGGCUACGGGCACGCGGCGCCGGGGACCGACGCAGGAAAGGCCUUCUGCAUGUUUUACGCCGUCCUGGGAAUCCCUCUGACUCUCGUCAUGUUCCAGAGUCUGGGCGAGCGGAUGAACACUUUCGUCAAGUACCUGCUGAAACGCAUCAAGAAGUGCUGCGGCAUGAGCAUCACCGACGUCUCCAUGGAGAACAUGGUGACGGUGGGGUUUUUCUCCUGCAUCGGCACGCUUUGCAUCGGCGCCGCCGCCUUCUCCCAUUACGAGGACUGGAGCUUCUUCCAGUCCUACUAUUACUGUUUCAUCACAUUAACGACUAUAGGCUUUGGGGACUUCGUGGCCCUUCAGAAGAACCGGGCCCUCCAGAAGAAGCCCCUGUACGUGGCCUUUAGCUUCAUGUACAUCCUGGUGGGCCUGACGGUCAUCGGGGCCUUCCUCAACCUGGUGGUGCUCCGCUUCCUGACUAUGAACAGCGAGGACGAGCGGCGGGACGCCGAGGAGCGGGCGUCGCUCGCCGGGAACCGCAACAGCAUGAUCAUCCACAUUCAGGACGAGACGCUGCCGCGGGGGAGGCGGCGGCGCGAGGCGCCGUACCGGGCGGAGGUGACGGACCUGCAGUCGGUGUGCUCCUGCAUGCACUACCACUCGCACGACUUCGGCAGCUCUGGGGGCGGGAUGGGAGGGCUGGGCUGCGCCUUCUCCCACCAGAACUCCUUCAGCUCGCAGCUGAACCCCCACCAGUACUUUCACUCGGUCUCCUACAGGAUCGAGGAGAUCUCGCCCAGCACCUUGAAAAACAGCUUCUUCCCCUCGCCCGUCAGCUCGGUGUCGCCGGGCCUCCACAGUUUCUCGGACAAUCACCAGCUCAUGAGGAGAAGGAAAUCUAUCUGAACUCCCGCAGGCGCUCACGGGGACAAACCAGUUUCCCUGUUUUCUACACAAGGUCAAACACUUCUGAUGCUGCUCCUUGCCCAAACCUUAUGUCGGCACUUUGGAUAUCCUCAGUUUGGUUGUAUGUAAUAUAAGUAUUCCUGGGAAGACGUGAGGGACAGCCGAACAGCAAGCCUGGACACUCUGGGAUGCAAAGCAUGAAGCAUGGAUGUCUAUUUUUUCAAGAGAUUUGCUCCAUUUAAGGGAAACGCACUCACAUGAACACAAAAAAGACUUUCCUUAUUACACAUUUACACGACAAAAAUUGAUAUAUUUACCUUUGGUUUCAUACCAAAUGAUGCACACUGGGGAAAUACUAUUUUUCAAAGAGAGUAUGCUUGUUUCACCUUAACUUGAAGAAACAUUGAUCAUUAUGUAAUAUUCCAUUGCGUCAUCUCAGACAGAGAGUUUAAAAUGACCUAUCAGGUAUUGUUUUCAAUAAGCAAUCAUGUAUUUAAAUGGUUUUGCCACACAUCAAGCCAAAAUAAUUGUUGCCAAUAUUAGCAUGUGCAUUAGAUGUCAUUUUACGAGUACGCCAUGGCUUUGUGACAUUGUUUCGUCUGUUUCCGGAGGAGUCGGGCAAAGAGGUGACUUGUAUUGGAUUCAA